UCUUCCGUAGCUCUAACAAUGAUCAAACGUACUGUCCAUGGGGCUUGUCAUUCCCUCGGAACAAUUGUUGCUGAAAUUUCCCCAUUAUCCUUUUCCCAACCGACAUUUUGUUCUAACUACACCCGCCUUCUCCGUUCUUGCAAAGAUUUGAAGUCUCUCCUUCAGAUUCAUGCAUGCUUACUAGUCUUAGGAAUCAAACCUGAUGAUUCCACAAAUAUUCAACUUGUGAAUUUAUACUCGUUAUUUCAUAAACCAGACUUUGCUCGCUCUGUCUUCGAUUCUGCAUCAAAACAUAAUAACGUUCUAUGGAACUCCAUGAUCAGAGUCUAUAUUAAAAGAAAUCAAAACAGAGAAGCUCUCAAACUGUACCACAAGAUGUCAAAGAGCGGGGUGGAACCCGAUAAAUAUACAUUCACUUUUGUAUUAAAAGCUUGUACUAGAGCAUCAGACUUGGAAGAAGGUAUUCGGAUUCACCGUGAGAUCUCCAGGAAGGGGCUAAACGCUGACGUAUAUGUCGGGACCGGUCUUGUUGAUUUCUAUUCCAAAAUGGGUAAAAUAAGAAUUGCGCAGAAGUUGUUUGAAGAAAUGCCUGAAUUGGAUGUUGUUGCUUGGAAUGCAAUGAUUGCAGGUUUCUCUCAGAGCUUUAAUCCUCAAGAAGCCUUGAACUUUUUCCGGGACAUGCAGUUAGUAGGAUUAGAGCCCAACUCAGUGAGCUUGUUAAACUUAUUCCCUGCGAUUUCUCAAUUAUCAGCUAUUCUAUCGUGUAGGUCUAUUCAUGCUUUUGGGGUUAGGAGAACUUUCCCUACUGCUGUUUCAAAUGGGUUGAUUGAUAUGUACUCGAAGUGUGGUGCUACAAUUGUUGCUCGACGGGUUUUUGACCAUUUGCUGGACCAUGACGAUGUUUCAUGGGGAACGAUGAUGGCUGGAUAUGUUCAUAAUGGCUAUUUUCUAGAGGCCUUGGAAUUAUUUGAUUACUUGAAAGAAGAAAAUCUGAAACUGAAUCAUGUAUCGGCGAUAAGUGCACUUUUGGCUGCAACUGAGAUGAGAGAUUUAGAGAAAGGAAGGGAGAUCCAUGAUUAUGCAACUAGAGAAAAGAUUGAUUCAGAUGUUUUGGUUGCUACUCCCCUUAUUACUAUGUAUGCAAAGUGUGGAGAAUUAGAAAAGGCAAAAGAGUUAUUUGAAGGCAUUACAGGAAGGGAUGUAGUUGCUUGGUCAGCAAUGGUAGCUUCUUUAGUACAAAAUGGGUAUCCCCAUGAAGCCUUGUCCUUGUUUCGAGAAAUGCAGAAAGGAAAUUGUAGACCAAAUAGGGUUACUAUAGUGAGUAUCCUUCCAGCCUGUGCAGAUCUAUCAGAUGUAAAGUUAGGGAAAAGUAUACACUGCUACAUUUUAAAAGAUAAUGUUGAUUUGGAUGUUUCAACAGGAACAGCCCUAGUGGCCAUGUAUACCAAGUGUGAAUUUUUUACUCUGGCUCAUGUUGUUUUUGAUCGAAUGGUGCAUAAAGAUGUUGUAACAUGGAAUGCUUUGAUAAAUGGGUAUGCUCAAGUUGGUGAUGCACAUCAUGCGAUGGAGAUGUUCCAUCAGUUGCUCUUGGCAGGGCAUUACCCAGACUCAGGAACCAUUGUAGGAGUUCUUCCAGCUUGCGUCCUAUUGGAUGCCCUAGAUCAAGGUGCAUAUGUCCAUUUGAAAAUUAUUAAGAGUGGGUUCGAGUCAGAUAUGCAUGUAAAGAAUGCUCUAAUAGACAUGUAUGCAAAGUGUGGAAACCUUUCCUCUGCUGAAUUCCUGUUCAAAGAAACUGAAUUUAUCAAGGAUGAGAUAUCAUGGAAUACAUUAAUUUCUGGGUACAUGCAGAAUGGGUGUGCCAGGGAAGCAUUAUCUGCUUUCCACCAGAUGAAAUUGGAGAAUCUUCAGCCUAAUUUAAUAACUGUUGUGAGUGUCCUUCCAGCAGCUGCAAAUCUAGCAGCCCUGAGGGAAGGUAUGGCUAUCCAUGCCUGUGUAAUCAAAGCAGGUUUUGAGUCUAGUGUACUCGCUGGAAACAGUCUCAUUGAUAUGUAUGCCAAAUGUGGGCGACUUGAUUAUACACAGGAUCUUUUUAAUUGGAUGGGCAAUAAAGACACAGUGUCAUGGAAUGCAAUGCUUGCAGGUUAUGCUAUACAUGGAUAUGGAAAUUAUGCCGUUGAACUUUUCUCUCAAAUGGUCGAGAAUGCUGUUGAUGUUGAUUCAGUGACAUUUCUCAGUGUCUUGUCUGCAUGCAGACAUGGAGGUUUAAUAGAUGAGGGGAGGAAGAUUUUCAACUCUAUGAACUCUGAAUAUCACUAUGAACCAGAACCUGAACACUAUGCUUGCAUGGUGGAUCUGUUAGGCCGUGUAGGACUAUUGGAUGAAGCUUGGGGUUUAAUCCAGAAAAUGCCAAUGGCACCAGAUGCUGGUGUUUGGGGGGCCUUGUUGGGGGCAUGCAGAAUGCAUUCUAAUGUGCCAUUCGGAGAGGUGGCUUUGGAUCACCUUGUUAGACUAGAACCUCAAAACCCUGCUCAUUAUGUUGUCCUCUCAAACAUUUAUGCUCAACGUGGUAGAUGGAGUGAUGUGGGGAAGAUGAGAGAUAAAAUGAGUAACAGAGGGUUGAUGAAAAUUCCUGGAUGCAGUUGGGUUGAGAUCAAGGACAAAGUUCAUGCAUUUAGAACAGGUGACCAGUCCCACCCCCAAUUGGCGAGCAUGAAUAGGAUCUGGGAUGGUUUACUUGAGAAGAUGGAGAAGAUGGGGUAUCUCCCUGACAUGAGUUGUGUGCUUCAUAAUGUGGAGGAAGAGGAGAAACAAUCGUUCCUCCAUAGUCACAGUGAAAGAUUGGCAAUAGCUUUUUCUCUUCUAAAUACACAACCUGGAGUGACCAUCAGGAUAGUUAAGAACCUUCGUGUUUGUGGGGACUGCCACAUUACAACAAAGCUUAUUUCGGAGAUCACAGGCCGCAGGAUAAUUGUCAGGGAUGCCAGUCGUUUCCAUCACUUUGAAAGGGGAACCUGCUCAUGCAAGGAUUACUGGUGACCCUGGUGAGAAUCACAAUCUUAUUAACUACUAAGUGCAGCAACAAUUGUCUCUGUCGUAACUAUGGCCCAUAGUAGUAGAGAGAUCAAUUGAUAUGGGUUGAAGCUUUAUUUGACUGCGAAGAACAUCGCUUGUCUUCUGUUUUUAUUUUUGAAGAAUUUUAAAGUGGUCUCAUACACAGUUAAGUUCACUUUCAAAUUAAGCUUAUCUAUUGUCAGAAAAGGUUGGUACUGUCACUUACUACAUAGUUCUUUAGCCUAGUCAUGAUCCAGAAGGCCUAUAUUGUCUUAUUUCUUGUAUUUAUCAUGGCAAUGGCUGAAGCUUUCUUCUUGAUAGAAGCAUGAGAUUCUUCUUUCUACAUUUUUUUUUUGUUUUAUUUUUUUUUUUUAGUUUUUCUGCAUGAAUCAUUACUAUCUGAUAACUGUUAUUUGUUUGAUAUUUUUUGUCACUGAUUGCAGACCUCUGCUUGAAGUGAUCGAACUCAGUUUAACUCUAUGCAACGAAGCCUUUAUCCAACUACUUGGAUUCACCUGCGCAAAUCCUGUGCUUGAAAGUAAGUAUCUGUGGAAAAUAUUUUUGCAAUUUAUUUUCAUACUGAUGGAAA
Telopea speciosissima is the source of this 3640-nucleotide messenger RNA. Its product is annotated as pentatricopeptide repeat-containing protein At2g39620. Gene Ontology annotation, molecular function: protein binding; RNA binding; zinc ion binding. NCBI's taxonomy places the organism in Eukaryota, Viridiplantae, Streptophyta, Magnoliopsida, Proteales, Proteaceae. The record is from RefSeq and is a predicted model, not a curated record. The coding region runs from base 19 to 3036 and encodes 1005 amino acids. Gene Ontology annotation, biological process: RNA modification. The transcript has a single exon.